CCGAGGGACACUCUCUGGGCGCAUCGCUUCCCCGCUCGGCUCCUCCCGGCCUCGGACGCAGGAGAAGAAACGCGCCUUCCGAAGAGAAGGCUCCUCCACCCGCUCCAGGAUCCCACGCGUGUUCCUGCCUUAUCUCCGCGCCUCUUUCUGGACUUUCUCGCCCCCUUGGAGCGCUUUCCCUGCGACCAGGAAACCAGCGAAAAGUGGGAGACCCUUUUCCGCCUCCUCCUCCUCCUCCUUCCUUCUCUUCCUUCCUUCCUUCCUUCCUUCCUCUGAUUCCCCACCACCAUGAACAGCAACAGCUACUAUGACCAGUCCCCGGCGGCCUACGGCUCGGGCGAGGAGCAGGACGAGAUGCCGGCCACCGAGAAGGACCUGGCUGAGGACGCUCCCUGGAAGAAGAUCCAGCAGAACACCUUCACCCGCUGGUGCAACGAGCACCUCAAGUGCGUCAACAAGCGCAUCGGUGAUCUCCAGAAGGACCUGAGCGACGGGCUGAAGCUCAUUGGGCUCCUCGAGGUGCUGAGCCAGAAGAAGAUGUACCGCAAGUACCACGCCCGGCCCAACUUCCGCCAGAUGAAGCUGGAGAACGUCUCCGUGGCCCUCGAGUUCCUGGACCGGGAGCACAUCAAGCUGGUCUCCAUCGACAGCAAGGCCAUCGUGGACGGCAACCUGAAGCUGAUCCUGGGCCUGAUCUGGACCCUGAUCCUGCACUACUCCAUCUCCAUGCCCAUGUGGGAAGACGAGGACGAGGAGGACGCCAAGAAGCAGACCCCCAAGCAGCGCCUCCUGGGCUGGAUCCAGAACAAGGUCCCCCAGCUGCCCAUCACCAACUUCAACCGCGACUGGCAGGACGGCAAGGCCUUGGGCGCACUGGUGGACAACUGCGCUCCCGGUUUGUGCCCCGACUGGGAGACCUGGGACCCCAACCAGCCGGUGGAAAAUGCCCGGGAAGCCAUGCAACAAGCGGACGACUGGCUGGGAGUUCCACAGGUGAUUGCCCCGGAGGAGAUUGUGGACCCCAACGUGGAUGAGCACUCGGUCAUGACGUACCUGUCUCAGUUCCCCAAAGCCAAGCUCAAGCCCGGAGCCCCCCUGCGCUCGAAGCAGCUCAACCCCAAGAAAGCCAAAGCCUACGGCCCAGGUAUUGAGCCGCACGGGAACACGGUGCUGAAACCAGCCCAUUUCACAGUGGAAACCAUUGAGGCCGGGCUGGGAGAGGUCCUGGUCUACAUCGAGGAUCCAGAAGGACACACUGAAGAGGCCAAAGUGGUCGCCAACAAUGACAAGAACCGGACAUAUUCUGUGUCCUACAUCCCCAAAGUGGCUGGCUUGCACAAGGUGACGGUGCUCUUUGCCGGGCAGAAUAUUGACAAGAGUCCCUUUGAGGUCAAUGUGGGGAUGGCGCUGGGUGACGCCAACAAGGUCACGGCUCGCGGUCCAGGCCUGGAGCCGGUGGGGAACGUGGCCAACAAGCCCACCUACUUCGACAUCUACACUGCAGGGGCCGGGGCCGGCGACGUCGGGGUCGUGAUCGUAGACCCGCAGGGCCGUCGCGACACGGUGGAGGUGGUCCUGGAGGACAAGGGGGACAACAUCUUCCGCUGCACCUACCGCCCCGUCCUGGAGGGUCCGCACACGAUUUACGUCACUUUCGCCGGCGCUCAGAUCCCCAAGAGCCCCUUCACCGUCAACGUGGCAGAAGCACCGCCUUCCCCGCAGCCGCUGCCCGGCGUCACCCCCCUCCAGAUCAUCCCUCAGUCCGUCCACACCCCGCCUGCCGACAAGGCCAAGAAAGUCCCACCCCCCACUCUGCCCAAGCCGCGGAAGCCAACUUGCAACCCCAACGCUUGCCGAGCCAUGGGACGUGGGCUCCAGCCGAAGGGGGUGCGCGUGAAGGAAGUGGCCGACUUCAAGGUGUACACCAAGGGAGCCGGCACCGGAGAGCUCAAGGUGGUGGUCAAGGGGCCAAAAGGCAUCGAGGAGCCAGUGAAGGUUCGGGAUGUUGGCGACGGAGUGUUUGAAUGUGAUUACUACCCAGUCGUUCCCGGGAAAUACGUGGUGUCCAUUACGUGGGGUGGACAUGCCAUCCCAAGAAGUCCCUUCGAGGUGCAGGUCGGACCAGAAGCCGGACUGCAGAAGGUCAGGGCUUGGGGCCCUGGCUUGGAGACUGGCAUGGUGGGCAAGUCGGCCGACUUUGUGGUGGAAGCCAUUGGCACCGAAGUGGGCACCUUGGGCUUCUCCAUCGAGGGUCCAUCUCAGGCCAAAAUCGAAUGUGAUGACAAAGGGGACGGCUCCUGCGACGUGCGAUACUGGCCCACGGAGCCGGGAGAGUAUGCCGUGCAUGUGAUCUGCGAUGACGAGGACAUCAAGGACAGCCCCUUCAUCGCCCACAUCCUGCCAGCCACCAACGAGUACUUCCCAGAGAAGGUGAAAGCUUUUGGACCUGGUCUGGAACCGGUUGGCUGCAUUGUGAACAAACCAGCUGAAUUCACCAUUGAUGCCAGAGGAGCAGGGAAGGCAGAGCUCAAGAUCUACGCCCAGGAUGCGGAAGGCGUUGCCAUCAACAUCAAGGUCAAGAACAACGGGGACGGCACCUUCUCCUGCGUCUACGUCCCCACCAAGCCCAUCAAGCACACCAUCAUCAUCAGCUGGGGGGGCGUCAACAUCCCCAAGAGCCCCUUCCGGGUCAUGGUGGGCGAAGGGAGUUACCCAGACAAGGUCAAGGUAUACGGUCCUGGAGUGGAGAAGACGGGGUUGAAAGCCAACGAACCCACUUACUUCACGGUGGAUUGCAGUGACGCGGGACAAGGGGACGUGAGCAUUGGCAUCAAGUGUGCUCCAGGGGUGGUGGGGCCCGUGGAGGCCGACAUCGAUUUCGACAUCAUCAAGAAUGACAACGACACCUUCACAGUGAAAUACACCCCUCCAGGUCCCGGGCGGUACACCAUCAUGGUGCUCUUUGCCAACCAGGAGAUCCCCAUCAGCCCUUUCCACAUCAAGGUGGAUCCUUCCCACGAUGCCAGCAAAGUCAAGGCAGAGGGGCCAGGACUCAACCGGACAGGUGUGGAGGUGGGAAAGCCCACCCACUUCACCGUCUUCACCAAGGGUGCUGGCAAGGCCAAGCUGGACGUCCACUUUGCCGGAGCGGCCAAAGGAGAGGUGGUGCGUGACUUUGAGAUCAUCGACAACCACGACUACUCCUACACGGUCAAAUACACAGCUGUGCAACAGGGCAAUAUGGCCGUGACCGUGACCUACGGAGGCGACCCCAUUCCCAAGAGUCCCUUCCCUGUCAAUGUGGCUCCGCCCCUCGACCUGAGCAAGGUCAAAGUGCAAGGACUCAACAACAAAGUGGACGUAGGUCGAGAUCAAGAGUUUACCAUCAACACCAAAGGCGCUGGCGGUCAAGGCCAGGUGGACGUGAAGAUCAGCUCUCCCUCCCGACGGCCCAUUCCCUGCAAAGUGGAGACGGGCACCAACAACGACCUCCACUCCGUGAAGUAUAUGCCACCCGAGGAGGGGCCCUACAAAGUGGACAUCACCUAUGACGGACACCCUGUCCCAGGAAGCCCCUUCACGGUGGAGGCCGUCAUGCCCCCAGACCCAUCCAAGGUCUGUGCCUACGGCCCGGGGCUGAAGGGUGGCUUUGUGGGCAAGCCGGCCCCGUUCACCAUCAACACCAAGGGAGCAGGCACGGGGGGCCUGGGCUUGACGGUGGAGGGUCCCUGCGAGGCCAAAAUCGAGUGCCAGGACAACGGGGACGGCUCCUGCUCUGUCUCGUACCUGCCCACUGAGCCCGGGGAGUACGCCAUCAACAUCCUCUUUGCCGAGGCUCACAUCCCGGGCUCCCCCUUCAAGGCGGACAUCAAGCCCGUCUUCGACCCCUCCAAGGUGACGGCCAGCGGGCCAGGGCUGGAGCACGGCAAGGUGGGCGAGGUGGCCACUUUCAUGGUGGACUGCUCCAAGGCGGGUGAUGCCGAGCUCACCAUUGAGAUCAUUUCGGAUUCGGGGGUCAAGGCGGAGGUGCUGAUCCAGAACAAUAGCGACGGGACCUACAGCAUCACCUACAUCCCCUCCUUCCCGGGCACCUAUACCAUCACCAUUAAAUAUGGUGGACAUGCCGUGCCCAAGUUCCCUGCACGGGUCAAUGUGGAUCCGGCCGUGGACACCAGCAAUGUCAAGGUCUUUGGACCUGGAGUGGAACCACGGGGUGUCCUGCGUGAGGUGACCACCGAAUUCACGGUGGACGCCCGUUCCCUGACCAAAACCGGAGGCAACCACAUCAAGGUGCGCGUCAUCAACCCCUCGGGCGCCAAGACGGACUCCUACAUCACCGACAAUGGGGACGGCACCUACCGCGUCCAGUACACGCCCUUCGAGGACGGUGUGCACCUGGUGGAAGUGACCUAUGACGACGUGCCGGUGCCCAAGAGCCCCUUCCGGGUGGGGGUCACGGAGGGCUGUGACCCCAGCCGCGUCCGCGCUUACGGCCCUGGCCUGGAGGGAGGGCUGGUGAACAAAUCCAACCGCUUCACCGUGGAGACGAGGGGAGCCGGGACCGGUGGCCUCGGCCUGGCCAUCGAAGGUCCGUCCGAAGCCAAAAUGUCCUGCAAGGACAACAAAGACGGCAGCUGCAGUGUGGAGUACAUCCCGUUCACCCCCGGAGACUACGACGUCAACAUCACUUUCGGAGGACACCCCAUCCCUGGAAGCCCAUUCCGUGUCCCUGUCAAGGACGUGGUGGACCCCAGCAAGGUCAAGUGUUCGGGGCCCGGGUUGGGGGCUGGCGUCCGUGCCCGUGUCCCCCAGACCUUCACUGUGGACUGCAGCAAGGCCGGCCUGGCCCCCCUGGAGGUGAAGGUCCUCGGACCCACAGGGGUUGCCGAACCAGUGGAGGUCCGCAACAACGGGGAUGGCACCCACACGGUAAACUACACUCCAGCCACGGACGGGCCGUACACCGUCUCUGUCAAAUACGCCAGUCAAGAAGUGCCCCGCAGCCCAUUCAAGAUCAAGGUCCUUCCGGCCCACGAUGCCAGCAAAGUGCGAGCCAGUGGGCCUGGUCUCAACGCGUCCGGCAUCCCGGCCAGUUUGCCUGUUGAGUUCACCAUCGAUGCCCGUGAUGCUGGCGAGGGCUUGCUCACCGUCCAAAUACUGGACCCAGAAGGCAAACCCAAGAAAGCCAACAUCCGGGACAACGGAGACGGGACCUACACUGUGUCCUAUGUUCCAGACAUGACAGGGCGCUACACCAUCACCAUCAAGUACGGCGGGGACGAAAUCCCCUACUCGCCCUUCCGGAUCCAUGCGCUGCCCGCUGGGGAUGCCAGCAAGUGCCUGGUCACAGUGUCCAUCGGAGGACAUGGAUUGGGCACUUGUUUGGGCCCCACCAUCCAGAUCGGAGAGGAGACGGUCAUCACAGUGGACGCCAAGGCAGCCGGGAAGGGGAAAGUGACCUGCAAGGUCUCCACGCCGGAUGGGGCAGAGCUGGACGUCGACGUGGUGGAGAACCAUGACGGUACCUUCGAUAUCUACUACACUGCUCCGGAGCCGGGCAAAUACGUCAUCACCAUCCGCUUCGGGGGCGAACAGAUCCCCAACAGCCCCUUCCAUGUCGUGGCCUGUGACCCCAUGCCCCACGUCGAGGAGCCCUGUGAGUCCAUGCAGCUCCAGCAGCCCUUCCCAGCGCAUCAUGCGGGCGGAUACCCCUCGCACUGGGCCACGGAUGAACCCGUCGCCCCUCCAGAGAACGUGGACUCCAUGCUGCGCCCCUUCAACCUGGUCAUCCCCUUCGCCGUGCAAAAGGGAGAGAUCACAGGCGAGGUGAGGAUGCCUUCGGGGAAGACGGCUCGUCCCCAUAUCACCGAUAAUAAGGACGGCACCGUGACGGUCAAGUAUGCGCCUGUGGAGAAGGGGCUGCACGAGAUGGACAUCAAAUACGAUGGGAACCACAUUCCAGGGAGCCCUCUCCAGUUCUAUGUGGAUGCCAUCAACGCCCGCCAUGUGAGCGCUUAUGGGCCGGGACUGAGCCAUGGCAUGGUCAACAAGCCUGCCACGUUCACAAUUGUCACCAAGGAUGCCGGAGAAGGAGGUCUCUCCUUGGCGGUGGAAGGCCCGUCCAAGGCCGAAAUCACCUGCAAGGACAACAAAGAUGGCACCUGCACCGUCUCCUACCUGCCCACCGCUCCUGGGGAUUACAACAUCAUUGUGCGCUUUGACGACAAGCACAUCCCCGGCAGCCCCUUCACCGCCAAGAUCACAGGCGAUGACUCCAUGCGCACGUCCCAGCUCAACGUGGGCACCUCCACCGACGUCUCCCUCAAGAUCACCGAGAGCGACCUGAGCCUCCUGACGGCCAGCAUCCGGGCCCCGUCCGGGAAUGAAGAGCCCUGCCUGCUCAAGCGGCUGCCCAACCGCCAUAUCGGGAUCUCCUUCACCCCCAAGGAGGUCGGGGAGCACGUGGUCAGCGUGAAGAAGGGCGGCAAACACGUCACCAACAGCCCCUUCAAGAUCAUGGUGGGCCAGUCGGAGAUCGGCGACGCCAGCAAGGUCAAGGUCUCCGGGAAAGGCCUGGUGGAAGGACACACUUUCGAGGUCUCCGAGUUUAUCGUCGACACACGUACCGCAGGUUACGGUGGUCUGGGCCUGUCAAUCGAAGGCCCCAGCAAGGUGGACAUCAACUGCGAGGACAUGGAAGACGGCACUUGCAAAGUGACCUAUUGCCCCACGGAGCCCGGGAAUUACAUCAUCAACAUCAAGUUUGCAGAGAAACAUGUGCCAGGGAGCCCUUUCACGGUGAAGGUGACGGGCGAAGGGCGCAUGAAGGAGAGCAUCACCCGCCGGCGCCAGGCUCCCUCCAUUGCCACCAUCGGAAGCACCUGCGACCUGAACCUCAAGAUCCCAGGCAACUGGUUCCAGAUGGUCUCUGCGCAGGAGCGCCUGACGCGCACCUUCACGCGCAGCAGCCACACGUACACGCGCACCGAGCGGACGGAGAUCAGCAAGACGCGUGGCGGCGAGACCAAGCGUGAGGUGCGGGUGGAGGAGUCCACCCAGGUUGGCGGGGACCCCUUCCACAACGUCUUCGGGGACUUCCUGGGCCGCGAGAGCCUCGGCUCCUUCGGCAGCAUCGCCCGGACCCAGGAGGGUGAGGCUGGCUUGCAAGCCAUGACUGCCCAGGUGACCAGUCCGUCAGGGAAGAUGGCAGAGGCGGAGAUCAUUGAGGGCGAGGACAGCGCCUACUCGGUCCGCUUCGUGCCGCAGGAGAUGGGCCCCCACACCGUCAACGUCAAGUACCGUGGGCAACACGUCCCUGGGAGCCCCUUCCAGUUCACGGUGGGGCCCUUGGGAGAAGGGGGUGCCCACAAGGUGCGAGCCGGGGGUCCCGGCCUGGAGAGGGGCGUGGCAGGCGUGCCAGCCGAAUUCAGCAUAUGGACCCGGGAGGCUGGUGCCGGGGGUCUCUCCAUUGCGGUGGAGGGUCCCAGCAAGGCAGAGAUUGCAUUUGAGGACAGGAAAGACGGCUCUUGCGGGGUCUCCUACAUCGUCCAGGAACCAGGUGACUAUGAGGUCUCCAUCAAGUUCAAUGACGAGAACAUCCCCGACAGCCCAUUCGUGGUCCCAGUGGCCUCCCACUCGGAUGAUGCCCGGCGCCUCACGGUCACAAGCCUCCAGGAGACGGGCCUGAAGGUCAACCAGCCGGCCUCCUUUGCGGUGCAGCUCAAUGGGGCGCGUGGGGUGAUCGACGCCAAGGUCCACACUCCCUCCGGAGUCGUGGAAGAGUGCUACGUCUCCGAACUGGACAGCGACAAAUACGCCAUCCGCUUCAUCCCGCACGAGAACGGCGUCCAUUCCAUCGAUGUCCGGUUCAACGGCCGCCACGUUCCCGGCAGCCCCUUCAACAUCCGCGUGGGCGAACAGAGCCAGGCGGGAGACCCCGGGCUGGUCACUGCCUAUGGUCCAGGGCUGGAGGGAGGAACCACAGGCGUCUCUUCCGAGUUCUUUGUCAAGACCCGCAACGCUGGCUCCGGCGCCCUGUCCGUCACCAUCGACGGCCCCUCCAAGGUGCAGAUGGACUGCCAGGAGUGUCCCGAGGGCCACAAGGUCACCUACAUGCCCAUGGCGCCCGGAAGCUACCUCAUCUCCAUCAAGUACGGCGGGCCCCAGCACAUCGUGGGCAGCCCCUUCAAGGCCAAGGUCACAGGGCCCCGCCUCUCUGGGGGUCACAGCCUCCAUGAGACGUCAACGGUGCUGGUGGAGACGGUCACCAAAGCCUCCUCCUCGGUGGGUGGGAGCUACAGCGCCCUGCCCAAGUUCUCCUCCGACGCCAGCAAAGUGGUGGCCCGGGGACCUGGGCUGACUAAGGCCUUCGUGGGCCAGAAGAACACUUUCACCGUGGACUGCAGCAAGGCUGGCACCAACAUGCUGAUGGUGGGUGUCCACGGCCCCAAGACGCCCUGCGACGAGGUCUACGUCAAGCACAUGGGCAACCGGGUCUACAACGUCACCUACACCGUCAAGGAGAAGGGGGACUACGUCCUCAUUGUCAAGUGGGGGGACGAAGGCGUGCCCGGCAGCCCCUACCAAGUCAACGUGCCCUAAAAGGGGGCCGGCCCGGAGCCAUUUCCCCGGUGGCCCCUGCCCCGCAUUUCCACGCCAAGGACCGGCAUGGCCGGACAUCUCGGGGGUCCCCUUGGGGCGGGGCUGACACCACGACGGACCUUGGGACAAUUUUGGGUUGCCUGUUUGGACUUUGCCUUUUGACUCUUUGGCCCGGCGGAGGGCUUGGGGUGGGGCGGGGAGGGCAAGGUGUGCACCGUUUUAGCGGGAAAAUGCAAGUGGGCAGGUGACUGAUCAUGGCGGUGGAGUCAAAGAAUGAUGUCACUAGGAGAAGGAGUGAGGUCAGGGUUUUGUCAAAGUGGGGAACUGGCAUUGUGGGAUGCCCCAUGGCAAUGGGAUUGUGGAAGACCAGGCAGUGGGACCUAUCUGCACCAUUCUCGGCCACCUCAGGGUUGGGUCCUUGAUGUAGUUGGACAAUAUGGAAGUGAGAAGAUUUGGAGCUCAAAGCAAAUUGAAGUAUGGAGAGACUUUCCAAGGACCAGAAGGACAAUUCAACAAAGCGUCAGCUCUACUCCUGUUUGUGAGAUGGGUUGGAUGGACGUGGAGGCGUGUGAAGAACAAAACUAUAUUGUGGAAGAUCACGUUAGUACCUAUUUGCACCAUACUUGGCCAUCUUAAGGUUGGGUCCUCAGUAUGUCUGGACAACUUGGAAAUGGGAAGUUGAUUUGGAGCACAAAGUAUGGAGAGCAGGGAUGUGGAGAGACUUCUGCAAGGACUGGGUAGAGAGGCCAAACAAAGCAGUUUUGCCCACACCUACUGAGAUGGAUUAGAAACCUAAGAAUUAUGGAGCUCCAAGGGCCAUCUAGCCCAACAACCUUAUUCUGCCGUGCAGGAAAAUACAAUCAAAGCACUCCCGACAGAAGGCCAUCCAAUUUCUGCUUAAAAACCUCCAGGGAGAUAAUAGUUCUGACUUGUCAGAAAGUUCUUCCUAAUGUUUAGGUGAAACAUCUCUUCCUGCAAUUGGAAUCCAUUGCUCCAUUGUGUCCUAGUUGCUAGAACUGGAUGCAGAGGCAUGCAAGGAUUGAGCAAAACUACUAUUUGGAGCUUAAGGCUUCCAGAGAACAAUCGAGUCCAUUGGCCUUAAAUAAACAAGAAGUUCUCCAUCUCUGUUGACUUCCACCAUUGCAUUCUGUUGACUUCCACAAGAGUCUCGGUCAACAGGAAUUGGGUCGGAAAGUGCAGUGAAAUGUGACACCAACUUGCCCAUUGUUCCCAUUGCGGAGUUUCCUUUGCCCCUUCCUUCUGCCCCAUCUCACAAACUGGUCGACUGCUGCCGUGACAGAGAGAUACUUGAACCAAAGAGAUUCAUCAUUUGCCUGGUUUGGGGAUUCCUUUUUUUUUUAGAAAAGGAAGAAGUUGGAGAAAGGGAAAGAAUUUAAUAAAAAAAAUAUUGGGAAAGGGAGUCAGGCCCUUUGGCCUGUGUGUCGGUCGAGGGUGUUUCUAGCCAAGUUCCUCUCUUGGGGUUGGUUUGGGUCGGGGGACUUUUUUAUCCAUGUGUUUGGGGUUGCGUGUGUGUUUGGGGUCGGAGCACCCAGCCGAACCUGCCCACCAGCAAUAAAGAUGACUUGCUUUUGAAAAA
This is a messenger RNA of Anolis carolinensis (green anole), 10198 nucleotides long. It is a transcript of the gene flnc, whose product is annotated as filamin C. The coding region runs from base 289 to 8601 and encodes 2770 amino acids. The record is from RefSeq and is a predicted model, not a curated record. Gene Ontology annotation, molecular function: actin filament binding. Lineage: Eukaryota; Metazoa; Chordata; Lepidosauria; Squamata; Anolidae. Gene Ontology annotation, biological process: actin cytoskeleton organization. The transcript has 50 exons.